Molecule: messenger RNA, 267 nt
Organism: Loa loa (African eye worm)
Lineage: Eukaryota; Metazoa; Nematoda; Chromadorea; Rhabditida; Onchocercidae
Exons: 2
Coding region: 1-267 (88 amino acids)
Source: RefSeq, a predicted model, not a curated record
AUGACAAAAACAAUAUGUUUAUUGAUGGUAACAUUGUGUAUGAUAUUGCUAUCUUAUCGCACUGAAUCCCAAUAUAUUUCACAUCGAGGAAAUUACAUCGAUUAUAAUAGAGGUGAUUUGUACAUGCGGAAUUUUGGCGUAGUCAAUCCAUUCUCCGAUUCGGACAGCAGAAGGAUACAAUUUGAUAGCUCUCGUGAGUUGCCCAAACGAUAUUUUGAUGCACUGGCCGGUCAAUCAUUGGGUAAACGAUCAACUACGAUACUGUAG